CAAUAAACAAACAGAAGAAGAAGAAAUGUGAUGCUAGCAGCGUUAGCAUUCCUUCUGCUGGUAGUCUGGUCCUCUGUGGGCUGAAUAUGUCGAUGUUUGCAGUAGAAAUGUCUUCAGUCCAGCUUCCAGGAGAGUCGGUCAACGAGCAGGUAACUCCUGCUGAAGAAACAUUCACAGAGUUUAAUGAAAUUAUCGUGAAGGAGGAAGAGACGGACGAUCAGCGCAAACUUUCCCCGGAUUUCACCCCGACACCUCAGAUAAUCCUACACAGAACGGACCACCAACUGGGUCAUGUCUGGAAAGAGGAGGAUCCCUCUGACCAGCAGCUCUAUAAACAAGAGACGGAUCCCAGUUUGUACCAGGAGGAACCAGAACCUCUGCAGAUGAAAGAAGAGGAGCCAGAACAUCCCUUGAUUAAAGAGGAAGUAUUGGAGAUCUGCAUAGGUGAACAUGAAGAUCAGCUUGAACUGAAGCAGGAGUAUGAAGAUACAUUUAUGGUGACUCAAACUCAUGAAGAAAAUAACCACAUUAAACCAGAACCAAUGAAAGAUCAAAUCAUCUCUCAGGACUUUAAUGAAACUGAGAAUCAGGAGCAAGAAGGAAACCACCAUAAAGACUCAGAAUUAGAGCAAGACAAUGGGCUGGAACAAAAUGAGAGAUGUCAGAAAACCAUAGAGUGUAAAAACUGUGCUGAUCAUUCAGAACCCAAAAGGUACAGGAAAAUUCAAGCAGAAAACUCGGCUCAACACAGGAGAAGUCGCACAGAUGAGAGGCCUUUCAAAUGUCUGACUUGUGAUGAAAGCUUCACUACAAACUCUAAUAUUAACAGGCACGUCAGAAAUCACACAGCUGAGAAGCGUUUUGUAUGUGUGACAUGUGGAAAAAGACAUAAUCAGAGAUUCCUAUUACAGGUUCACAUGAGAACCCACACAGGUGAAAUACCUUUCAAAUGUCAGUCCUGUGGAAAAAGCUUCCCUAGAAAAGAGCAUUUGGCUAAACACACCAGAGUUCACUCUUGUGGCAAAGGUUUUACUCCAACAAUGCAUUUGACCACUCACAUGAAGCUUCACACAGAUGAAAGGUCUUUUCCCUGUAAUAUCUGUGAGGAAACUUUUAAAAGCAAAAAAUUAUUGACUAGACAUAUGAAAGUCCACACACAUGCGAAAUCCAUUUCGUGCGUGACCUGUGGCAAAAGAUGUAGUCACAAACAUCAGUUAAUGAGUCACAUAAGAAGUCACACAGGUGAGAAGCCCUUUUUGUGUGUGACCUGUGGAAAAGCAUUCAGCUAUAGUUGUUGCUUAAAAACUCACUUAAUAGUUCACACACGUGAGAGACUUUAUCCAUGUCAGACUUGUGGAAAAAGUUUUAUGAGAAAAAACGAUUUAAGAGUUCACAUGAACUCUCACACAGGUGAGACACGUGUCCAAUGUACCACAUGUGGAAAAUAUUAUAUGGACAAAAAUAGUUUAGCACGUCACAUGAGAAAUCACACAGGUGAGAGACCUUUCAUAUGUCAGUCGUGUGGAAAAAGCUUUACCCGUAAAGUUAUUCUUGAUCAGCAUGAGAGAAUUCACACAGGCGAGAAGCCUUUCUCUUGUACGAUUUGUGGCAAAAGUUUUAAUCAAAAAGCUUCUUUGUCUCAUCACAUGUUGCUUCACACAGGUGAAAUGCCAUUUUCCUGCAACACCUGUGGAAAAUCCUUCAGAUCAAAACGUUCAUUGAAUAAACAUGAGAGUUCACACAGGGAAGAAGCCCUUUUGGAGAAGCAUUCAGCAACAGCUUAAAAGUUCACUUCAUAAAAAUGAAAAGCCUUUUUAAUGUUGAAAAAGUUCCACAAACAAGACAGAAUUGAGAGUUUUGAUAAUCUAUUUCCAAUAGUACGUAUGUCCCAAUAAAGUACAUUGUUAGAAGUUCUUGAGUACCGUGGUUAAUGAAGAUUAGUAACAUAGAUGGAGCUGUUCUGUUAGACCUUAGUUCUGCUUUUAACCUAUUUGAUUGUGAUUUUCUGUUAGAUAAAACUAGUGACUAAAAUGUUUAUUUGUAUACUUGUACAUUUAAUUCCUUCUUGCUAGUUAUGCUUCUCAACUAAAGCGAUACUUUAAAAUAGCAGGUUUUCAUUUCUAAAAGAAUUGUGUGCAAUUCCACAGGGCUGUUGCUUAGGACCUUUACUGUUUUCCAUUUUCACCAGUGACUUGCCUUUUAUCUCAUCACUAACGCUGUCUUAUCUCACUUGCAGUAUUGCAACAUUUGGUCCAGAGAAACAUCUAAACGAACUACAAUUAGUCCAAAAUGAGGCAGCACUUUUUGUAUAAACUGUCCCAGAUAUGAAAAUAUUCCUGGCAUGAACAGAGCAUUAGGUUGGUCAUUGGUGAAAAAUAAAACUAAGACUUAGAAAUAUUUUUGUUAUUCUAAAAUAUGAAAUGUUUUGUAUGGUGAACUUUCAUUUUUCGAUAUGGUGUUUUUGAAUUGAAUUUUAAACGUGUUAAUAUACAGCUUAAAUUUGGUGUGUUGUGUGAACAAUUUGAAACUGCUGGAAUAUUCAAGCUGCCUUCUGUUCAUUUCAGUUUGUAAUCCUUUACAUUUUCUUGUCAACUUGAUGACAAGUGACAUUUUGUUUUUCCUAAUGAAGUUUGACAGAAAAAAAAGUAUAUGUAAUGUCUAGAUAGGAAAAGCCAGAAUGAAAGAAGAGAAUAAGCCUUGAAUAAAAAAAAUAUUACAAUCUUAUAAUUCUAAUAAUAAAAAAUUGUGUGAAGUAAACCAUAAGAUAAUUUGUUUGUAUUUAAUGGUAACUUUGUUAAUUAAUAAUAUGGAGUCCCCUAAGAGAUAUGGGACAAUUUUUUUCUUUUGUGUUCCUUUGCAAUAAGCAAACACACCUUGGCCUAUCCUAAAGAAAAAAUAUAUAAAACUUCAGAUAUCUCACAAACAAUAUUAACAAUAGAUGGUAAAACGUUAUAACAGAAAGUUUGAUGGCCACCCUAAGAAAGACGUUCAGUAUUCAGUUAUGCUGCAGGAACUGAUCAGUACAUUAUUGCAAUAGAAUGCAAAACCUUUUGCAAGGUAGCACAAAAGAAAACAAAAUCCUCUAUGCCUGCUAGGGGGUUCUGUUGUGUAAAUGCACCACAAACAAAGCUAUGGGCAAAAUGCAAAAAAACAGGCCAAACAUGGGCUUUCCAUCUGUUUCCAUCCCUUAUAAGAUAUAAAUAGAAACUUUCCGUAAGAAAGAAAGAAAAAGAAAAAUUACAUCCAAACUAUUUGGACUAUUUCUGAGUUAUUUUCACAGGGUAAUAAGGUCAUCUGACAGUUUUGAUUGUGUUUUUUUUUUGUUGGUGGGCUGAAUGGUUAAUAAAGGGCCAUUUUCAUGUGCUGUUCCAUCUAAACCCUAAAACAAACAGACAUAGACAUGCAGUGAAUAAAUUGAUUUUCAGUCAGUUUUUGCACCAAACAGUUAACAAUACAUAAACACGUUCUCACUGAGGCUCUUUAAAAAUGUGUAUAUUUGAAAUUUUAAAUUGAUAUUUAUGUCUGUAUACAAAACAGACCAGGGUGUAUUUGCUUAUUACAAGAGAAUGCAAUACUUUUAAGAAAGAACAGAAAAGAAAAAAAAAUCCUCAGUGAAUCCUGGUGGGUUUCACAGUUAAAACGGCCCUGUCCGUCGAUUUGUAUUGAACACUUUGUAAUGCAAGCACCAAAAGAAGCAUUAAUAACAAGAAGGAGGCCGGAAUAAGCCAUCUACUGCUUCAUCUUUCUCUACCACAUGCUAUGAGUGAUGCAUAACAAACAUUUGGAAUGUAAAUUUUCAAAAAAUGUUUUAUUUGUUUUUUAUUUAACAUUCUGUGAUUGUAAUGGCCACAAAAAUCAUAAUCUCUUGUACAGCAGUGACUGGAUUUAAUUUAGAUUUUGUUUUCAAAUGCAGGUGUUGCAAAUGGAAGAAAUGUGAACAUGUACAUUUGCAAAAAUAUAUUUUAUAGUUACGUUUCACACUUUGUUCCACAUGCCUGACAUGACAUGCGUUUUUAGUGUAAGCUUGGCAGGAUUUUGUUUAUUGACAUACAAAUAAAUUGUAAUGAACA
Messenger RNA from Xiphophorus hellerii (green swordtail), 4070 nucleotides. Its product is annotated as gastrula zinc finger protein XlCGF26.1-like. Gene Ontology annotation, biological process: regulation of transcription by RNA polymerase II. NCBI's taxonomy places the organism in Eukaryota, Metazoa, Chordata, Actinopteri, Cyprinodontiformes, Poeciliidae. The transcript is spliced from 2 exons. The record is from RefSeq and is a predicted model, not a curated record. The coding region runs from base 87 to 1784 and encodes 565 amino acids. Gene Ontology annotation, cellular component: nucleus. Gene Ontology annotation, molecular function: DNA-binding transcription factor activity, RNA polymerase II-specific; RNA polymerase II transcription regulatory region sequence-specific DNA binding.